This is a messenger RNA of Doryrhamphus excisus (bluestripe pipefish), 4195 nucleotides long. RefSeq names its product FHF complex subunit HOOK interacting protein 2 (gene fhip2a). The record is from RefSeq and is a predicted model, not a curated record. NCBI's taxonomy places the organism in Eukaryota, Metazoa, Chordata, Actinopteri, Syngnathiformes, Syngnathidae.
CUGUGCCAUUGUCACACAGCUUCCUUCCCAAAUAGACCCGUCCUUGAACCCCCCCUCCUACCCAAAGAUGAAGAGACCUUCUCCCGCCACAUGAAUUGACAUGAAGGCUUCUGCGGCAAAAGACACUCACCUCUAGCAGACAUGCCGGGGUCAUUGUAUGAAAGCUCCAACCUGGAUCAAGGCGGAAACAGGAAGAAGAAGAUAGAGGAAUUCUCUAGGUCUUCUCGGGAGAAAUUAGUCCAGUCGAAGAACAGGAUGUUCUCCAAAUUUACAUCCAUUCUCCAGCAUGCCGUGGAAGCGCUCGCCCCCUCGCUGCCGCUGCAGGAGGACUUUGUCUAUCACUGGAAGGCCAUUACACAUUAUUACAUUGAGACUUCAGAUGACAAAGCUCCAGUUACCGACACCAACAUCCCAUCCCACCUGGAACAGAUGCUUGACAUUCUGAGUCAGGAGGAAGGGGAACGGGAGUCUGGAGAGACAGGACCCUGCAUGGAGUAUCUUCUACACCAUAAGAUCCUGGAGACUCUUUACACUUUGGGCAAAGCAGAUUGUCCUCCAGGAAUGAAGCAGCAGGUUCUGACAUUCUACACAAAGCUGCUUGCACACAUCCGUCAGCCUCUCCUGCCACAUAUCAAUGUUCACAGACCAGUUCAGAAACUGGUCCGUUUAUGUGGGGACGUACUUGCUGCUCCGACAGAAAAUGAGGAGAUUCAGUUUCUCUGUAUAGUUUGUGCCAAACUGAAGCAGGAUCCAUAUCUUGUCAACUUCUUUCUGGAGAACAAGUCCAGAAGAAAUGAGACAAAGAAUCCUGGCGGGGCGGAUGGUGAGAAGGAGAACACGUUGGCUCCAGACACGGGUCAAGAAAAUGCAGCCUGCAGUGAGGAGACGCAAGCUGCUUCCUGCAGCUCUAGUCCAACCAACAACAACAACAAUAACAAUUAUAAUCUAGUUACCUCCCUGCUCAACCUCACAAAGAGCCCUGAUGGCAGGAUUGUGGUGAAGGCUUGUGAAGGCCUUAUGCUGCUGGUCAGUUUACCAGAACCUGCCGCUGCCAGGUGUUUAACUGAGAACACAGAGCUCUGUGAGCUUCUAACCGAGAGGCUGGUCACCCUCUACAAAGCCCUUCCACCAUCCAUGGACCCUUUGGACAUCGAGACGGUGGAGUCUAUUAACUGGGGUCUUGAUGUAUAUAACGUGAAGGAGGAUGCUGCAGUGUUUGCAGGGAAGAGGCCUCUCAUCUCCUUCCUCUCUUGGCUGGAUUACUGUGACCAGCUUAUCAAAGAGGCUCAGAAGUCAGCGGCCUCUGUGAUGGCCAAGGCAGUGCGAGAAAGAUUCUUUACGUCUGUGAUGGAGCCGCAGCUUAUGCAAACGUCUGAAGUGGGCAUCCUGACAUCAACAGCCAUGCUGAACAGAAUCAUCAGGCAGGUGACGUCAGAGGCGCUACUGCGGGAGAUGGUGUACUUCCUGUUGGGAGAGGACACCGAAGCUGAGACUCCUGCUGCUGUUGCUCAGAAUCCACUCAGGCAUAGACUCAUCGAGCACUGUGACCACCUGUCAGAUGAGAUUAGCAUCAUGACACUGCGGCUCUUUGAGCAGCUCAUCCAGAAGCCCGACCAGCACAUCCUACACAGUUUAGUGCUGCGUAACCUGGAGGAGAGGAACUACCUGGAGAACAAACCACCGGAGGAACGAGAACCCAUUGAAAAUGGCCAGCCUCAUGAUUCUGUUGACCUUGAAGAGGAUCCACUCUUUGGUGAUGACCUCUCUCCAGAUAGCAGACUCUCUGGUUCUGAUUGGCUCAGCACCUCACCGUCCCAAAGUCCAGACCACUCAAAGUCUGAAGGGAAAACUGAAGUCCACAAGAUUGUCAACAGUUUCUUGUGUUUGGUACCCGAUGAGGCGAAGUCAUCGUACCAGGUGGAAGGCAGUGGCUAUGACACCUACCUCAGAGAUGCACAUAGACAGUUCCGAGAUUACUGUGGAGUGUGUCAUCGCUGGGACUGGAGAGGAACACCAAAACCUUUUGAAAAAUGUGACUUAGAACUCCCAUUUUUUGAGGGCCACUUCCUGAAGGUCCUCUUUGAUCGGAUGGGUCGCAUUUUAGAUCAGCCCUAUGACGUCAACCUACAGGUGACUGCAGUUCUGUCCAAACUGUCUUUGUUGCCGCACCCCCACCUGCACGAGUACCUGCUGGACCCCUACAUCAACCUGGCUCCCGGGUGCAGGUCUUUGUUCUCCGUCAUCGUCAGGGUGGUUGGGGACCUCAUGUUGAGGAUUCAGCGCAUCCCAGACUUCACCCCCAAACUCCUGCUGGUGAGGAAGAGAUUGUUGGGCCUGGAGCCAGAGGGCAUCAAUGUGGACCACAUGACUCUGUUGGAGGGGGUGAUCGUGCUGGAGGAGUUCUGCAAAGAGCUGGCAGCCAUCGCCUUUGUCAAAUACCACGCAACCGCCGCCUCCUCGCCGUAGUCUGGCUGGGGGAGGGAAAAAACGGGCUUUUAGCAGCACCUUUGGCACAAGGUGGGCAAAACAUCGCCACUAAGUGGUCGACUGUGCUGGGCGGCGCACGCCCCCACACGUGCGUCCCUUCGCCCCCAGUUUGUGGUCGUGGAGCAGCUCCAAGCUCACACACUGCCCUUGAGCAAGAGGAAUAAGAUGUGCUGACUGAGCUCUUCAUGUUGUUUCACUGCCAUCGUCCUCACCAGCCAAUCAUCAUCAUCAUCAUGUAAGUAUUGGGUGUGGGUGAAAAGGUGUGUAUUUAUUUGCAAGCAUGGACGUUGUCGCCUUAGUGUGGAAGCACACCUUCUUCUUUGUGGAACAUUUUCACCUUGUUUGCCCCCUCCUCAUAGAGGAGGACCCGCAGUUACACCCUCCUACAUAUGAAUCGUGUAGUAUUUACCGUACUACACACACUUUUAAGUACCAAGUCUAUGUAUUUAUUGCUUUGCUUUCAAAUUGCCUUUUUUUGUUUUUUAAACCAACACGGUAUUCAGAUGGAAUGCUUUUAAAGUCGAGCAUAUGCUCUUUGCUGUGCUUGAAGAUCAAAAGCUUCACUACUGGAGUCACCCAAAGAUGAACACAUCCAACAUGUGUUUAUAUACGUGAUGUAUGUACAUAUACACAGUAUAUAUAUAUAAAUGUAUGUCAUAUUGCACAUGCACCUCUUGGCAUUGCACUUGUUACAUUUUGGUGGGUUUUUAGCUAAUGUCAAGAUGAUAUUUGUACAAAGACACAUGGACUCUCAUGGCUAGUUUUGUAAAGUAAAUGUUCUCCUUCUCACCCAUUGUGGCGUCACUGGGUCCCCUUUGCUUUUGAUGCCUUCUUAUACAAAGUGUUGUAUUGAAAAGCAGUGUUUUUGCUUUGCCUGCGUGGAUGACCCAAAAAUGUAUUUUGUGUUGUUUCUUUUGCGCUGCUUUGGCGGAUUCUUGCCAUCAUUUUUCAGUGAUUUGGACUUUUAUUCAUGUGUCUUAGUGUGAUCAGUGAGCGUGUGACGGCGAGAGAGACCCUAAUCCCUGUGGUCAUGAGCUGUGUACAGGGUCACAUUUGCACAGUUCUUCACCACAAAUGAUGUGUUUUUCUUUCAUCAACCAAAAUCUUACAAAAAAAAACCCCAAUGCAUCACAUUACGAAUAAAUGCAACAUUUUUUGUUAAAUGGUUGAUCAUGCACGUUUAAUAAUCAGCAGCCUUUCCAACAUGUGUCCAGUUAAAUAUUGUAUGUGUACAAUAGCAAUAUAGAAAUACUACCUGGUGUCAAUGCAUGCUUUGUUGGAAGAGCAGAAGGCUGCUUGUUGUCGGUGACACAUGACGAUGCCUUAACUUCCUGUUACUUUCUGUUGUCUCAUUUUGUUUGUUUGAUUUUCUUUGGACUCUGACCGGCCACUGUUGCUUUUAAUUCCAUCGCUGCUUUUCUCCUUCGCAAAACAAGAGGAGUUUUCUUUUAGCUAUUUUGAUUUGUGCAAUGCAGACGUGAAACAAAGGUGCUUGCUCUUCCCUCCUGAGGGAUCGCAAAAGCAGUCAUUUUGUCCUCACUGACUAUUUAUUCAGCGGUCUUCACUUCAGUUCCAUCGUGCUUAGUUACAUUCAGGGCAAUAUGCAUUUUUCCUUUGCAAUAAAAGAUGUAUCUCAGCUUGGUUUUGUUAGGUUGAAUCUUGUUUUUAUUACAAAAUGACUGUACAAUAAAACAAAAAUACACUUGUA